This is a messenger RNA of Leptinotarsa decemlineata (Colorado potato beetle), 480 nucleotides long. RefSeq lists its product as uncharacterized. The record is from RefSeq and is a predicted model, not a curated record. NCBI's taxonomy places the organism in Eukaryota, Metazoa, Arthropoda, Insecta, Coleoptera, Chrysomelidae.
ACAUUUUAUGUUUCUGAUCAUUGAAAGUUGAUAGAAGACUUUGUAAGAACUCUUAUCAAUAAAAUGAUUAAAACAUUUGUCGUGGUUUUCGCCAUCGCUUGUCAAUUUGCUUUCGGAAUUGUAGAUCCGAAAGAACAAUUCGAAAUUAGAGAAGGAAAUUGCUCAAAUGCAAGAUUACGUGACUUGGUGUUCGAGGAUAAUGUUGAUUUGAUGGGAAUUCCUUUCAUCACGAGAAAUACAACAAGCACUUGGUAUGGUGAUCAAAUUAUUUACUGUAUAUUGGCAUUGAGUCAAAACCCAGAAUCGAAUGGAUCCACUGUGUUUAUAAAAGAAGGAGGUGUCAAUCAUUCAUACGUCACUUUAGAAUUUCAUUCUACGAAAAACCAUGGUUUGGAAUACAAUAUUAAGGUCUUUGGAAGACUCCGAUGAAUUUUAGAGUACUUCUGAAAUGUUAUUGAAAAUUAUAUAUAAGUAAUGAAU